ACUGUACCACCAUGGACAAGUUUGUAACUGUACUCAAGCCUGCGCGCUCCUCUCUCAAGGAAAAGGAGAAAUGUACAAACUCAUCACGAUUUACUCCAUAUCCUACUUUAAAACCAAAGAUCGAUAAGAACCUGAACCUCCCCAAUGAAAUGUCGAAGUCAAACUACCCAGAGGCUGUGGCACAAGAUAAGGCGCGCUUGCGCCAACUCAUGGCCCCUCUUAAAAAAGACGGUACCUCCAAACCCUCUGCUGGGGAAAUCACGAGGCACCUACUGAACACUCUUGCCGAUGAGUCAAAUCCAAUUACUCAUUCUAAUAUAUAUGAACGUUCAGAUUAUGUUGUUUCGGCCGCAUCAGGCCACCAGCGCUCCGACAGACGUGGUUGCGGGCAUAACCGGGGGUACAUUGACGAGCGCUCUGAGAAGCUAGAAGUCCAGAAGCAUGAGAAUGCACACGACUUAUACCCAGGAAAAAGAGACGAAACAGAAGGGAAAAGGGGUGUGCUGAGUGGUGUACGCGUCUAUAUCGGUGGCUACCUUGCGGGAACAACCGACAUCGAGAUGAAGCGGAUAGUUUCUGGCGCUGGCGGUGUCACGUUGCUUUCCCCUAGCGGCGCUACGCAUAUUCUCACGUCGCAACAACUCUCAGGUUCAAAGACUCAUAAACACCUCGUGUCAAAGCGCGUACCUGCACAUGUAGUGCAGCCUGAGUGGGUAUUCGAGAGUGUGAGGGCAGGCCGCAGAUUGCGCGAGUGGGAGUUUACGGCCAUUAAGCCCGGGAACACUAUGGAUUUGGAAAAGAUGUUCGGGAAGGGGCUGUGACUGGGAAUAUUUUCAAGGCUGGUCCUCAUUGUGUGCUGAUCUAGAGAAUGUACCGAUACCAAUGAUUUAUUGUUAUUUUUAUUCCAAUUGCUAUUUAACGC
This is a messenger RNA of Suillus discolor, 922 nucleotides long. RefSeq lists its product as uncharacterized. Bases 12 to 821 code for a protein of 269 amino acids. NCBI's taxonomy places the organism in Eukaryota, Fungi, Basidiomycota, Agaricomycetes, Boletales, Suillaceae. The record is from RefSeq and is a predicted model, not a curated record. The transcript has 4 exons.